AGCAGAGAGGUUUCACGAAUGAGUAAUCCAGCAAAAUGCACUCGAUUUAAAUUCAAAUAUACGACGUGACUGUUGUAUCUUUGACUCUUUCAAUGUUUAUAUUGUUGGAUUAAAUUUAUACCUGUGUUCUGAUUUUGUAAAACGUGUUUGAUGAGGAUGUUAUUUUGAAGCGAUCUGUUCAUGGUAUAAAUUAGAUAAUUGAUGCAGUAGCAAUUAAGAGCAGUGACAGAAAACUGUCAGUGAUGACCUAACGGUAGAAGAUAUCCCGUACAUAAAACCCAGCUAUCAUCCAUCACAAUGUUGCGGACGCUGAAUGAAGAUCAAGCGUCUAGCGACGGCGAUUCGGACGCCUGCGAUGACCUUGACCGUCGGCCGCCGCCGCAGGACCCCUGCUACCGGUGCAAGAAGCGGGUUUAUCCGGUAGAGAGAAUUGACGUCGGUGUCCAGUUUCACAGGCGCUGCUUCCGAUGUCGCGUCUGUGGCCUCCAGCUGACGCUGCGCACGUUCCACUUCGACCAGGAAAACGACCCAGAUGUGUACUGCAAGAACCACGUGCCGAAGUUCGUAGGGACCAUCGACGACCAGGCGCUCGGGGUGCGGAUGGCGCUGAACGCCCCAAAGGCCAACCAUCUUGAGAAGUAUCGAGGUAGCGUCUUCAACCCCGGCUGGCAGUAUGAAGGGGGCGUGCUAGACUCGCCAAACCCACGGGUCAAGAAGUCUCGCACCUCGCUUGGGACUUACCAGGAUUACGAAAAGUCGGGCGUGUUUGCGGCUCAGUCGGCCCUAGAAACGGAACAGAAGCGCGAGGAGGACGAGUUAUACGCCACCUUGAAGCGCGACAAAGAGAAGAAACUGUCCCACAUCGAGCGCGAGUUGGAAAUGGAGAAGGAGCAGUCCGUUCAGGAGAUGGUAGACGGGUACGAGCACCUCAAGCGUCACAAGGACCCGGCCACACUUGAGGCAGAGACCCGCAAGCUCGAGGACCAUGUACAGGUAGGGGCAUGUUUAUUACGAAAGAAAGAGGAGCGUAUCCGGCAGAUGAUGGAUCGGCUGAACGCGGACGCCAAAGAAAGCGUCUCGCGCCUCAUAGAGAAGCACAGUCAGGAGAUGCUUGGAAUGAUCGCAAAGCGCCUCUCGCUAGGCGAGAACCUCGACGAGAGCAUCGAGAUGGAUGAUGACAUUGACGCCAGGGAACUGGAGCGAAAGGUCACGGACAGGUCACAGCCGCCAGACGUGUGCCCACCGGAGUUGAAGCGCAACCAGAUGUUCAAGAGUCCGAAGGAGUUCGAGCGAGUAGACGGACACGUGUUUAAUGUGGUCAAGUCUGACUACUUGUCCUUCACGGACCUUGUACGAAACCUAAUUGUGAACUGCGAGACCGACCUCGAGAAGGCCAGGGCGAUAUUUCGUUGGAUCACGGUGAAGGAUCUGAACAAGUUGGUGAUCGAGGAAGGCGUGAACCCGGAGUCGCCCAUGGGUCUGCUCAGGGGGAUACAGAUGGGCACCGAGAGUUACCACGACCUCUUUAAGCGGCUAUGCAGCUAUGCUGGCUUACAUUGCGAGGUGAUCCAAGGCUACUCCAAGGGAGCAGGGUAUCGACCGGGCAUGCGCAUCGAGGGGAACAAGUUCCGGAACUCCUGGACGGCCGUCAACAUAGCCGGCUCCUGGUGCUUCAUCAACUGCAACUGGGGCGCUCGCCACGUGAAGGGUCCUCAGUACACUGACGACGACGCGGACGGCGUCAGCACCGACGGAAAAAUGCAAUUCUACUAUAAAUGCGACGAGUUUUACUUCGUUACAGAUCCUGAGGAUCACAUUUAUCAGCAUUACCCGGACGAUCCUAAAUGGCAGCUUCUGGAAUGUCCAAUAACUCUGACAGAGUUUAUUACCCUGCCGAUUGUGAAGUCACCGUUUUUCACGUACGGUCUACGUUUUACGGUACACUACGACUGUAUUCAGUACACGCAGGACGGGAUUGUCGUGCUGCAGUUAAAGAUACCUAGUCUUCUUGGAUUCGGGUACACAUUUGAGGCAAAGGACAAGACGCUCAACCCCUCUCGACUUGAGGGGAGGGUUAUGUUGAGAAUUGUCGGUCAUAAUGCCAUUUUCACUAUCGCGCCCCCAAAAGCGGGUCGUUACUUCUUCACGAUUUACGCCAAGGACGAUUGGAAUUCGGAAUCUCUUCAGAGCGCGUGUGCCUUCAGAAUAAAAUGCGUCGAAAACCGGGACGUUAUCAAAAGCCCAUUUCCCAAAGUGCCUUUCUUCGGCCCUACCCCAUUAAUGCAGCGCUGUGGGGUGGUACCAGAAACACAUCUCGAUCCGCUGAUAAACUGCAGUCACGAAGACGUCAUGUGUACUUUUAAGCUUGAGGACCGGGAUGUUAAACUAAGUUAUACCUACAAGUAUUACGGUCCAUGGGAGCAUGACAAUGAGGACUUUCAGCGUUUCGUGUUCGUGAAACAUCGCGAUACAAGGUCUUUGACUUAUCAAAUAAGAUGCCCUCUUCAGGGCAAGUAUGUGUUCACCAUUUUAGGCGAGAGUGAAGAAAUCACCGCGGAAGGCACAGCGUCUUACGACUGCUUGUUCCGGUACUUGGUGGAGUGUCGUCAGCCGGGGAAAGACAAGCGCCCACUGCCGAGGGCCUGUCACCGCUGGCUCCAAGGUACGCUACUCGAGCCACUGACGGGAGACAUUCCGAUGGAUCGUCACGUGACUUUCAGGGUGCGCGCGCCACUCGCGAAUGAUGUAGCACUUUUAAUCGGUGAUGUUUGGUUUCAUUUCAAAGAACUCCACGACAGCAUUUGGGAAGGCUCCGUCACGACCGGUAACUCUGCCGGCAAAGCAAAACUUUACGCAAAACUUGACAAGGAUCGUUCGCGGUUCUCACCCUUGAUAGAGUUUCAAGUAAAGUGAUUCGAUGCUCCUAUUGUAUUUAAAGCCAGUCAUGCAUUUUUGCUGAAAUGUAUAUACUUACAGUGGUGAUAUUUGGACAAGCCAUCUGGUCGGUUGUAACCGUCUAUGAUGUUACAUGUGCAUUUCAUAUUAUAUAAUAAAGUAAUGUUAUGAAUAAGAACAAUAAACAUUUUCGAACCCAGUCA
Messenger RNA from Dreissena polymorpha, 3098 nucleotides. RefSeq names its product hillarin-like. The transcript has 11 exons. The record is from RefSeq and is a predicted model, not a curated record. Lineage: Eukaryota; Metazoa; Mollusca; Bivalvia; Myida; Dreissenidae. The coding region runs from base 298 to 2913 and encodes 871 amino acids.